This is a messenger RNA of Momordica charantia (bitter melon), 1512 nucleotides long. RefSeq names its product protein SRG1. The record is from RefSeq and is a predicted model, not a curated record. NCBI's taxonomy places the organism in Eukaryota, Viridiplantae, Streptophyta, Magnoliopsida, Cucurbitales, Cucurbitaceae.
UUAGUGGAAAUGUUGAUCGGACAUUUAACACCCUGGCCUCACUUUGGCAAGUAUUAGUUUAAAAAUUAUCGAGAAAGAGAGAGAAAAAACGUGUUCAGUCCGUUGAUCGCUGAGUCGUCCACUUCCAUGGAAACCGCUCAUUUCACAGAGACGAACAAGAACAGCGUCCGAACUAAAACUCCAAAAUCGAAAUCCAUUUUUUCAUCUCGCCUUUUCGCGCCGAAAUCUGAAUCCUAUCAACCGAAGAACAUGGAGAAGAACGCAUCAUCAACAUACGGGAGCUCGAUUCCUGUGCCCUCUGUUCAAGAAUUGGCGAAGCAGCCGUUCAUCGAAAUUCCACCUCGAUACGUCCGCUCCGAUCUCCUCCGCUCGCCGAUCGUCUCCGCCGCUUCCGAAAUCCCCGUAAUCGACUUUGCGAGCUUGCUUUCCGGCGCUUCAAUGGACUCAGAAUCGGCUCGGCUUCAUUCCGCAUGCAGAGAUUGGGGAUUCUUCCAGUUAGUGAACCAUGGAGUGAAGAUCGAGAAAAUGCGAAUCGAAACGCAGGAGUUUUUCAAGCUUCCGAUUGAGGAGAGGAAGAAGCUAUGGCAAAUCGAAGGAGAUGUAGAAGGUUUCGGUCAAGCUUUUGUGGUAUCUGAAGAACAAAAGUUGGACUGGUCUGACAUUUUCUUCCUCUGUACCGCGCCAGAACAUCAGAGGAAGCCGCGCUUAUUUCAAAACCUCCCUCUCUCCUUCCGAAACGCAUUGGAGGAUUACUCGUCGGAGGUGAAGGAUGUGGCGGCGGCGAUUGUGAGGGAAUUGGAGAGGGCGUUGGAGAUAAAAGAGGGGGAGAUGACGGAGAUGUUCAAGGACGGGAAUCAGUCGAUGAGGAUGAACUACUACCCGGCUUGCCCGGAGACGGAGAAGGUGAUCGGACUGACGCCUCAUUCCGACGCCGUGGGGCUCACGAUUCUGCUGCAGAUCAACCAAGUGGAAGGUCUGAAGAUAAAGAAAGAGGGGAAGUGGAUUCCGGUGGCGCCACUCCCAGAUGCAUUCAUCGUCAACAUUGGAGACAUCAUGGAGAUGAUAACGAAUGGGAAAUACAGAAGCAUAGAGCACUGCGCAACAGUGAACUCAGAGAGUGAAAGGCUUUCCAUAGCAACCUUCUGCAAUCCAAGCUUUGAGAAGCUAAUAAGGCCAGCCCCAUCCCUCAUCACCCCUCAUUCCCCUCCUUUGUUUACAUCUUUGACAUAUCAACACUAUGUGAGUGGCCUCUUCACUCGCAAACUCGACGGGAAAUCUUACCUCGACGCUAUGCGAAUUAACCACCCUCCCACCUAAACGAUCAAGAGUCGAAGAUUGAACAACUUGUUUCUUUGGCUUUCUAAAAUCCCAUAUGAAGGGUAAUAAAGCAAACUACCUGCUCUUUACAUUGAGUACUCUAGAUACGUAAACUAAGUUUUAUUUUGAUCUCUUAACUUCAGAUGAUAUGUAUGUGAUCAUUUCAAUUUAUGCUUGUUUUUACUUUUUCAUAAA